Clonostachys rhizophaga is the source of this 900-nucleotide messenger RNA. NCBI's taxonomy places the organism in Eukaryota, Fungi, Ascomycota, Sordariomycetes, Hypocreales, Bionectriaceae. The record is from the annotation of a GenBank genome assembly.
AUGCCCUCCACCCAGCUCUCGUUCUCCCUUCGCGUCUCCUCUGGCGUCAAGACCGUCCAUCUCCUCGGCUCCUGGGACGGUUACACCGGACAGCUCCCUCUGUCCAAGGACAAGUCUUCAUCCAAGUCUGGCUCCUGGAAAGGCACCUUCCGAUUCCAAGAAUCCACACUCGAGACCGGCCAGCGAUACUGGUACUACUACAUCAUCGAUGGAUACCACAUCGCCCACAACCCCGGUGUCGACUCAGUUGUUGAGCCCACUACUGGCCGCGAGCUGAACAUUCUUGAUGUGCCCUCAGACUCCCACAAGUCCUCCAAGUCCUCAUCCAAGUCAAGCAGCAAGAGCUCUUCCCGCCACUCUUCCAAGGACUCCAAGUCAUCCAAGUCUUCCUCAUCGUCCAAGUCUUCCCACAAGUCGUCCCGUAGCAGCCGAAGCUCCUCCGACAUCCCCAAGGGCCGCCCCCUGUCAAUCUCCCAGAUCCAGGCCCCCAAGCCAAUGUCGCCUUAUGCUACCCAGCACAUCCUCAAUGCUGAUCUCUACGACGAGGACGAGAUCGAGGCUCUCACUGCCCGCUUUGGUGCCGCCGAGAUCGACGAGGACGCUGUCACCAACUUCAGCACGUCUCCCGUCUCCUCUUCCGGCUCCUCGCUGUCCUACCGCUCCGACAGCUCCUCUCCCUCAUCAUCGCUCUCAGGCUACAGCACACCCAACUCCGACUGCAGCACUUGCACUUGCGAACGCUACGGUAUCACCCGCAAGGGCGAGCGUGUCAAGCUUGACUGUGGCGGUGCCCGCUGCGCCUAUGGCGAUGACAGCUCCGACUGCUCCAGCUCCGGCAGCGAGGAUGAGGAUUACGAAGAGCAGCCCGUCAGCCGCCGCCACGGCAUGGUUGUCAGGUAA